This is a messenger RNA of Amyelois transitella, 874 nucleotides long. It is a transcript of the gene Jhbp12, whose product is annotated as protein takeout. The record is from RefSeq and is a predicted model, not a curated record. Lineage: Eukaryota; Metazoa; Arthropoda; Insecta; Lepidoptera; Pyralidae. The transcript is spliced from 6 exons. Bases 77 to 820 code for a protein of 247 amino acids.
UUCUCGUGCGCAGGCGCCACUUCGUAACCGGGCAACGAGAUAUAAGAGAGUGCUGUGUUAAAUAUAAUAUAAAAAAAUGUGGUGUGUUCUGUUUGUGUGUCUGACCGUGGUGGCGAUUGGAUUUGGGAAUGAACUACCUGAGAGUUUUCGUCGAUGCGGGCAGGCGGAAAAGAAACUGAAUGAUUGUCUGAAGGCGGCGGUACCUGAUGCGCUGAGGCAGAUGAAGGCAGGUAUCCCGUCCCUGGGCGUGCCCCCCAUGGAGCCCCUCCACGUGUCCGGGAUCGACAUUUCGUCCGGGGCAGGGCCCGUGGUCAUCACGCAGAACUACAAGAACAUUAAGUUGCAUGGGCUGACUGACUCUGUGCUGACCACAUACAAAGCUGACCUCAAACGUUAUCGUCUACGCACAGACUCCAUAACUCCUAAGAUGGAGUUCAUAGCUGAUUACGUGAUGAAGGGCAGAAUCCUCGUGCUGCCGAUACAGGGUAAAGGAGUCGCCAACAUUACCAUGGUGAACCUGGUGGUGAAACACGACCUGAUCGGCGAGCCGGUGACUCGUGACGGACAGACAUACAUGCACAUGCGGGAUUAUAAGGUCAAGUUCAUACCGCAGAAGGUGAUACUACACUUCUCUAAUCUGUUCAACGGUGAUAAGAGGCUGGGUGAUCAGAUGAACAUUUUCCUCAACGAAAACUCCGACCUGGUCUUCAAUGAGCUGAAGGAAUCCUACGAGAAGAGUCUGAGUUCAGUAUUCCAAGAUGUCACCAACAAAAUAUUCGACAAAGUGCCAAUGAACAAAAUAUUCCCCGAAGACCCGUGAUUUUUUUAUCUAAGAUAUUACUUUCCGGUGCUAAAUAGUAUUAAGUUAUUAAUA